AUGUGGGUGGAUUUGGAGCCAAGUGCAUACCCACGUCUAGUGGAAUCACUCUUCACACCUCAAGGUGAUUACGCUGCAGAGCAGAGGAAUGCCCGCGUGGAAGGUACACCUGGUUCUCUUCCAAAUCCACCUGGGCCCCCAGUAUCCUCGAAGAUGGCCACGACUACAUACGUCAACGUUGGCUCAGUCGGCGACGACAUAGAGGAUGAAAAGGAGAACUCAAAGGAGGAUGUAGGGAGUGGAUUUGUGCGUUUAUGCCGACACAUCGCGUGGAGGGAACGCGGCCUCAUCGCCUUUUGUGGCCUCGUGGACUUUCUCGCAUACGCUUCGUUCUCCAUCACGGCUCUCUUUUUCCCUGCCGCGGCGCUGAGGAAAGGAGUUAGCGAAACGGUUAUGGGUCUCAUCUUCGGUGCCUUCUCCUUCAUCUCCUUCAUCUUGGGACCCUUUGUUGGCGAAUUUGUGCGAUCCUCUCCUACUAGUCAUUACAUGUUUAAGCCACUAGGGGAAUAG
Darwinula stevensoni is the source of this 510-nucleotide messenger RNA. NCBI's taxonomy places the organism in Eukaryota, Metazoa, Arthropoda, Ostracoda, Podocopida, Darwinulidae. The record is from the annotation of a GenBank genome assembly.